Molecule: messenger RNA, 2736 nt
Organism: Tetrahymena thermophila SB210
Lineage: Eukaryota; Ciliophora; Oligohymenophorea; Hymenostomatida; Tetrahymenidae
Exons: 2
Molecular function (GO): protein binding
Source: RefSeq, a predicted model, not a curated record
AUGGCUUAACAUCAUAAAAGCAAGCCAAAAGCACGUAAUUCGCUUAUGGAUGCAUGGAAUCGCUUAGAAAGUGCGCUUAGAGAUACAGAUGAUAUAGCGGAUAGUACUUAGUUGCAUAUGAAAGAAUUUGCAAUUCAUUUUGGAGGAUCUAAUUCAGUCUAAAAACCAAAUUUGAUGCCUUCUAAUUCUCAAUAUUUAUAGGGUAAUAGCAUUUAUAGAGAUGAUGCUUAUUUGGAAAACGAAGAUUUAUUUUCAGCAGGCGAUAUGAAAAAAAAGCAAUCAAUUCAUUUAAAAUAAUCUCAAUCUACAAAUAGAAUCAAACCCUUAUCAGCACAAAUAUCCAAUAAAUAGCUUAUAAGCAGCAACCUACGUCCACAGACAGCAGCAUUAAAUAGGAAAGCUUCCGUUAAUAAUUAAGGUAUGUAAAGGAUAUAGAGUAGUGUUCCUUAAAGGAAUUUAGUCAGCGCUUAGAGUCAAGCAUCAUUUUUUUAAAACAACAACAAUGUAUAGCAAUAAUAUAAAUAUCCAAUUAGUUAGGUUUCUUCUUUAAAGAGCUUAAUGAAUUUGAGAGCAUAAAGCAGGCCUUUUAGCAGAAAUGGUAUUCCAAAUCCUCAUGUUGCAAAACAGUCUGAUUUGGAGUUACUCAGCUAGAUUCCUCCAAGCUAAAUAGAUGAUUUGAUAAACAAGAGUGAAACUGUUCGGAGUUUACCUGUUGAUUAAAUUUUAGACUUAUUUCACGCCAAAUGUCGCGAUUCUAAAGUAGAAUACAUGCCUGAUUAGGCAGUCAAAUUCAUUGAAAAAAUUAAGAAAAACUGUGCAAAGAGAUAAUUUAUUUUAAAAGAAUGUGGACUAGGCAUAGAUAGCGCCCAUGUCUUAGGAAAUAUUAUAAUCUCAAACAAUCAUUUUGUAAGACUCAAUUUUCAAAAAAAUAUUUUGUCAAACACAGGAGCAGUAAUAGUAAGUGAGGCCCUUAAAUAUAACUUCAAUAUAAUACAUUUAGAUUUAAGCUCAAACAAUAUUUCCCCAGAAGGAUUCCAAAUAUUUUUUGAAUCAUUGCUGGGGAAUUAGUCACUUAUUAGUUUAGAUAUCUCCUGCAAAGAAGGCUUAAACAGGAAUAAAUUAGGAUUGCAGGGAAGUAGAGCCUUAGAAGCUUUUUUAAAGUAGAAUAAGACUCUUUAGAUUUUAAAUAUUUCUGGAACAAGCAUGACAGAAGAUGGUUCAAUUUGUGUUUUGAAUGGGCUUUAAGGAAACAAGUCAAUAGUUUCAAUAGAUUUUAGUUGUAACGAAUUGAACUCUGCAUUUAUGUAAGAAGCUGUCCUUAAACUUUGUAAUAGUAACAUUAUUGAAUUGAAUAUGGCUAACAAUCAAAUUGGAGAUCCUGGAAUCGAGAGUAUGUCUCAAAUGGUUGGAGUGAAUUCUAAAUUUUACAAAUUUUAAUCUAUCAAUCUUAAUAACAACUAAAUAACAUCAAGUGGUGUUAGUCGAUUCUUUGAAGCUAUGCACCAUAACUAAACUCUUAAAAAGAUAUAUCUUGAUUAAAAUAAUUUUUAUGGUAGUAGUAUUAAUGCUAUUCUCAAUUAUCUUUGGGAAAACAAUACAAUAGAAGUACUUUCACUUAAUUAAACAGACUUAGACUUAGUUGGUGGUGAUGCUGUUGGUAUUGGUCUAUAAAGAAAUUUGUCAUUAAAAGAAUUAUAUGUAAGGGAUAAUAAACUAAAAGAUGUAGGUGCAAAACAAAUAGCAGAAGGAAUCAAGCUAUGUGAAACCCUCACAGUAAUUGAUUUGAGCAUGUGCGGAAUUUCGGAUGAUACUGGUAUGCUUAUUGCAGAGGGAUUGAAAGUUAAUAAAAAUAUGAGCGCAAUUUAUCUGAGGGAAAACAGUCUCCAUGAUUAUACAGGAAUAGUGUUAGUAGAAGCAGCUAAAGAAAAUUAAAACUUGCAAAAAAUUGAUAUUAUUAGAAAUCCAAUCAGCUAUAGAUUUUAAGAAGAAAUAUAAAAGUGUUUAGAUGUUAAUAUCGAUCUAUACAAGAAAAAUUUGGUACCAAAUUAUAUUAAUACAAUGGAAGAACUUAGAAUAUUCGAAAAAGGAAAAUAUGAUGAUUAUCAGAGAUAAUAGAUGCUAGAUAAAUAGCAGAGAGAAGUAUAAAAGCUAUAUGAUGAGAAGAAGGCAUAGUAUGAAAGAGAAAGCAAAAUUGAAGAAUAAAAAACCUAAGAGGUAAUUCAAAACAAAGACAAUGUAACUUAUGAAAGAAAACAGUUAGAAAUCUGGUAUAAUGAACUAGAAAAGAAAUAAAAAAUAGAAGAAAGUAAUAUAGAGGAAGACAUUAAAACAAUGACUUAAAAAAUAGGCAACUCCAACAGUGAAACGAUCAAAAUGAUGCAAUAAAAAAAAGAAAGAAGAGACUUUCUUUCAAAAAUGACAGUCUAGAAUGAAGAAGCUGUCAAAUAAGCAAAUACGAAAUUGAGCUAAGCAAUAAAUGUAAAUUGGGGACUUGAAAAAUAAAUUGAAUCCACUUAAUUGCUCAUAAAUUAAUAAAAAGAAAAGUUGGAGGAGCUAAUGCUAAAAAUAGAAAAAUUAGAAGACUACGAUCCAAAGACUAAAACAGAAUUAGAAAUUGAAAAAAUAGAAUAGCCUCAAGCUGUUAAUCCUUCUGCUGCUAAAAAAUCGCCUAAAAAACCUGUUUAAAAUAAAUCUAAAAGCCCUCAAAAAAAUAAAAGUCCUCCAAAAAAAAAAUGA